Messenger RNA from Linepithema humile (Argentine ant), 870 nucleotides. RefSeq names its product Acyl-CoA binding protein 1 (gene Acbp1). Lineage: Eukaryota; Metazoa; Arthropoda; Insecta; Hymenoptera; Formicidae. Gene Ontology annotation, biological process: fatty acid metabolic process. The record is from RefSeq and is a predicted model, not a curated record. Gene Ontology annotation, molecular function: fatty-acyl-CoA binding.
UCAAUUAUAUUAAUGAUGUUGUAUUGAUAAUAUUAAUAUCAGUCAUUUCGUCUACUAAGAUGCCGGUAUAUUUUUGCAUGGUUUUAAGAGAUGAAUUAGCGAAAAGUAUCGAACCAUUUAUCAAUGGUUAGGUCCGCUCAAAGGUCAGCAAUAAUUAUCGCGUUAAAAAUUCACCGCUGCGUGUAGCUGAGCUAGAAGACCACGUAUGCUACGUACGGCCACGUAGUGUUCGCCGCAGUGCCUGUCGAUACCGUUCACACAAGCGUCAUAACCUCUCGUACGAUCUUUUCUCGAGAUCGCAUUAUAAACUUUCGUGGGAGAAACCAUACUAGCAUCUUUCUAUCAUGUCGCUGGACGAGAGAUUUGAUAAUGCGGCCACGGCAGUAAAAGAACUGGCUUCGCAGCCAGCGGACGAGGAUUUGCUUGAAUUGUACGCGUUGUACAAGCAAGCCACUAUCGGCGAUUGUAACACAGAGAGGCCAGGUAUGCUCGACUUCAAAGGGAAAGCAAAAUGGGACGCUUGGAACGGUAAACAGGGCCUGGGACAAGAAACGGCGAAAGAGCAAUAUAUCGCAAAGGUGGAGGAGUUAAUUGCCUCACUUGGAAAGAAGUAGUUAGUUCAUCGUCAAAUGUGUGCGUAAAUAUUCGCGUGUGAUCUAGCUGGAUUGCUUACAAAUUUUUCAUUUUUCUCAGAAAGCACUGCACACGCACGCCUAAGAUUAUAUAUUGCGAAGGCGCUACAAUAUAAAAUUUUCUAUUGUUUAGCAGUUUACAGAGCAGCGUACAUUUGUAUAACUUACACUCUUUUUUUUUGCUCUUAUGAAUUUUGUAUCCAUUUUGUUACAGUCAUUAUAAAACCACUGGCAUAUA